Molecule: messenger RNA, 12564 nt
Organism: Oncorhynchus masou masou (cherry salmon)
Lineage: Eukaryota; Metazoa; Chordata; Actinopteri; Salmoniformes; Salmonidae
Product: leucine zipper protein 1-like
Exons: 5
Coding region: 607-3870 (1087 amino acids)
Source: RefSeq, a predicted model, not a curated record
GUGGGUCCACCGGCGCAAAGGAAAACCCACAUUUUUCAUUGUUAGGGACACGGUGGAAUGUGAUGGUUUGAUCCUACAGCGCAGGGAGUGGAGGGAAGAAACAACGAAGGCAGUACAGGAGGAAAACAAACCCUGUCCCGUUGGUGUACCAGUAAAAUCCGUGAAAGAACUUGUGUUCAGUCUGGUUCAAACCUACAGAGUCAUCUUGUCGGAACUCUUCGACACAAAGCGAAUCAAUUUGGGGACUAUCGCAGAUUUUUUUUCAUGGCAAGGGCUUGUGGAUGGAGCUCCAUAGUGAAACCAUCUGGUGACCGACGUGCUGCAUUUACCAGCUGCUUAGCACCCAACACAAGAGGAUCCAUAGAAAGUGAUAGACACCCAUGUUGACCAUCAAGCUGAGGGGAGUUGAAGGAAUAAGAACCAACCAAAGAAAAAGGGAGAAGACAUUGUGUGGAGAGGAGAAAGGGGCUGAACAUAACUCAACAUUACGGACUUGUGACUCAUCAUUUUAACCAGCGAAGGACUGCCACACAAAUGUGGACCUCCCAAAAAGUAGUAAAAUAAUUUCCCCUUUCCAUAUAGAAGACAACAGCAAUAAUAUCUGUGAUGUCUGAAAACAAAGACAUAACGAAUCGCCACCUGAGGCACAAGCUGCAAAGCCUGGGACGACGGCUGGAUGAGCUUGAGGAGGCCACCAACAAGCUCCAGAAGUCUGAAGAUGAGCUGCUGGAUCUGCAGGACAAGAUCAUCCAGGCAGAGGGCAGCAACUCCUCCAUGCUGGGCGAUGUAGAGGCGCUGCGCAAGCGGCUGCUGAGGAUUGAAGGCAAAGACGAGGAGGUGUGCAAGGCAGAGGAUCUCUGCCGCACAGUGAGAGAGAAACUGGAGGAGGAGGAGAGCUUGACCAAGGACCUAAAGUCUGAGAUUGAGCGCCUGCAGAGGAGGAUGGCUGAGUUGGAGAAGUUGGAAGAAGCCUUCGGCAAGAGCAAGUCAGACUGCAGCCAGCUCUGCCUCAAUCUCAAUGAAGAGAAGAACCUGACCCGGAAGCUCUCCUCUGAGCUUGAGGCCCUCAAGGCCCGUGUGAUGGAAGUGGAUGCAUCAGAGGUAAGGCUGGACCGGGCUGAGAAGUUUCUGGCAGGCGAGCUGGAGCAGCUCAAGGGCCUCACUCAGACUUUUGUGAGUGAGAGGAAGAGGCUCCUGGAGAAGCAAAGGGAGGAUGAGAAGCUUAUCCUAAAACUGACAGAAAAGCUGGAUUGUCAGAAGAACAGGAUCGGCCGAGCAGAUCCCAGCCGCACAGACUUGAGGGACCUCCGCAUUGAAGAUGACCUCUCAUCUGGCCUGACUAGCAAGCUGGGGCGCAAGAAGAGCGUGGACUACCUGAAACUGGGCGAUGACGUUGGGCUAAGGAAUAAGUCAGAAAACGAGAAGAACAGCUUUGAUGGCCAGGAAGACAACAAAGUCAAGGAACUCACCCAGGAAGUUGAGAGGCUGAAGAGCCGGCUGAAGCAACUAGAACUAGUGGAGGAGGAUCUCAAGAACACAGAGUCAAAGAGCGGAGAGCUGCAGGAGAAGUUCCAACAGGAGAGGUCCCGCAGCCGAGCCCUCAACGAUCAGGUGGAGCAGCUUAGAAUGCAGCUGUGCAGUCACGGCAAUGGAGGGCUUAGCAGUCCAGCAAAGGUCCUUGAGAAUGGCAAGGCAGAAAAUGAAGAGAUUAAUGUCCGGGGUGGGUUCAGGAAGGACAAGCCUAAGUACAGGAGUGCUGCAGCUGCAGAGCCAGCCACCCCCAAGUACAAGAGCAGAGAGCUGUCCCCGCAGCACAAACGGGAGAUCAAGCUGAGGAGCAAAGAGCUGAGCAACUCUGAGGAAAUUUCUCCGAAAUCUGUCAGGAGGUCACUCAGUCCUUCACACAAGAGCAGGAGGACACCAAAGACUGGAUCCUCAACUGCCUCUGACAAUGUAGUGAAAGAAAUAGGUAGAAGGGUGGAGGACAAAACAACAAGGGGAGGAGCCCAUACUCCUGUUAGCACGUCUUUGAGUGACAGCAAGAAGGUCUCGGUUCUUAAUCGCUACCCUCCAGCAGCUAAUGACCAGAAGCCAUGGAAGACAUCUCAGAAGCCAAGUGAGAGUGAAAGCAAAAAGAGCCAAGUGGAUAAGUUUUCUAGAUUGAAUGUUGGUUGUGACAGUGAGUCAAACAAUUCUGUUGUGGUGCCUGAAAGCUCAAGCAAGACCAACACAGUCUCCCCUCCUGAAAAGGAUGCUUCUGCGUCUGACCUGGUGUCUGUGGACCUGGUUCAAGAGGCUCCUCCAGUGUCAAACCUCUCACAGGCCAAUGGGUCGUACACUGCCUACAAGUCCCAUGUGUCCCCGCUGGUCAGUGAUCAUGGCUCUGAGGGUCACUCUUCAGCCUCUGAGACUGAAUCCACUGGGUCCAGGCCCUCAGAACCAGAGCCUGUGUCUGAGGUGGCAGCACUGAGUAGCAGAACCUCCAACCCUCCGAAGUACUCUAGAUACUCUCGCCUACAAGACUCCCAGUCAGAGGGUUCCUCCACCAGGAGCUCGAUUGACGAGGAGCAGAACAGGCUGUUGAUGGCUGAAGGAGGAUAUCUGGAGCCCACUCACACUCCAGCAGGGAUGGAGGUCCGCAGGGUCUGCAGCCCACGGGAGGCCCUGAGGUCAAAGGCAGUCAUCAAGCCGGCCAUUGUGGAGAUUGAUAGGAAGGAAGUUAUGAUAUCCGGAGUCGGGGCAGAGUUCUUGACCUCCAAUGGCAAGCCCAAAAUCUCCACGAAACCUGUCCUGACCACCAACAAGAUGACCAGCAGCAUCACUAUCUACCCCAACGAUCCCAGCUCUUCCAGAACUAGCAGCCGCAGCAGCAGUGUAUCCAGCGAGCCACCAGUCAAGGAACGCCACACGUCCACUAGCAACAUUGUCAUCGGGCCCAGUGAGCACAGGGGGAACAUCUCCAUCCCCUACGAGAUCUCCAUUCCCAAGAGUGAGAUCACCCUCCGGCCAUCCAUGGAUGGCCCAGACGAAACAGAUCAACCAGGGGUGCUAGGGAUGGCCUGUGCAGAGACGCACCUACGCCCCCGAAGCAGCUUCAGCCUCCAGUCACCGGAGAUCAUCUCAGACUUCAACAACGACACAGAGUCAGGUUUCGAGAGCAGCAGUAGCAGCACUACCACCGUCACCAGCUGGAGGAGACACCACGGCCACCACACUUCCCAGGACGACGGUCUCCCAGAGAUGAGAAACCUGACUGUGCGGAGCACCUGGAGGAACAGGGGGGCGGCAUCUGUGGACGAGCCUGGCCAGGGAGCCAGGCUGGAAGGGGUGGGUUCUGAGGAUGAGGUAGAGUCGGCCACCACGUGGAGGGCGUACCGCGCCACCACUGUCCUGGACAAGGAGGAGAAGGUUAAUGCCACAGGGGCCUCUACAUCACGGGCAGCCAAGCCAUCGCCAGCAGAGCUGUACAUGCGCAGGAUUAAGAACAGUGUGGUGACCACCAGGGACAUUGCAGAGCCGGUGCGCCGGAGCAAGAGCUCUCUGUCACCAACUGAGGGAGUUAUGCAGAGGAGUAUCCCCCACGAGCCUGUCAGUUCUCAGGAGCUCACACCCCGGCAGACACAACCCAUGGCUGCUGACAACACUAACCCCAGCUCUUGGUCACGGAGGACGAGGCCGGCGCCCGGUGACAUGGGUAUCUACGAGAGGGAGAGAGUGAGGAGCUCCAGGCCUGACCUAGGGGCCAGCAGAGGAACGGGAACCACGGCUUCCAGACCAGAGCUGUGGUCCAGUAGGGGUCAGGCUGGCCAUGCGGAGAGGAUGACCGGGCGCGGCAAUCGACCAUGGAGCAACCGUCAGACCGACAACUAAACCGGCCAACCGUCUUAGUAGCUCCGCUUCAUAAUGUCCAGAGCUCUCCAUGCCCCCAAACUGCUUGGAGCCCCUCAACAAGGAGAAAUGUACUGUAUCAAGCAUAUCUAAAUCCCCGAGCAACAGCAGUCACAGCCAUACAGAAGAAUAACAACUCUCAAGUCCCUGUCCAGCACCUACCCAUGCUUCUCGGAGUGCAAAAACAAGAUGGCCGCCCUCUGAAACCUUCAACCACACCCUUCCAUUUGCACAGACACAACAUCAGUUGUAUUAUAAUAUGCCCAUAUACAGUAGCGCUCUGGUGUGGACCUCACCACCAGUGAAUGUAUCCUCUUCCGCAUCUUCUCCUACCAGAUGUAUUAUAAUGUAUUCCUCAGACUCGACAAGGGAGAGAUGAUCACUUGGGUGACUGGGCCUAGAGGUGUGCGUGUGUGUGUGUGGUGGGGGGGGGAAGAGGAGAGACACAGGAAGGAAAGAUUUGUUGUCUUUCGGAGUGGACCGUUACAAGACCUCACUUUGGAACUUCCCAGCGGAGCUGCACAAAGGAUGUACCCAUGUGACUAGAAACAGGGAGCGAAUUACUUGGAUUAAAAAUAAAUCUACUCUGAUCUUUGAUUUAUUCAAACUUAAUUUGGGGAGCGCUUAGACCAUGCAUUUGCUUUAUACUGACAACAAGAGAACGACCAAUGUGGGUUUAAGGGCCUAUACUGAUACUGAUUUUUGGAGGUCAAGGAGGCCGAUGGAUAAUAUUUUAUGCCGAUAAUUAAUAUAAUUACAUUGUAGCAUUUUGAUAAAUUCCCAGAGACAGCCAUAAAUCAAUGAUGCAAUCAAUUAUACUUAAAAAAAUCUAUCUACAUAACAUAAUGGUAAUCAUUGUUUUGAAUGCUUAAUCUCUUGAUAAACUGGAUAAAUCAAGAUGGCAUAGGCUUGCAUACUCACAGUACAGGUCAAAUCAUACCCAAUAAAACUGCAUGCAUUCAGCUUUUGAACUAAUUUGGGCUCAUUUCAAUGAUCUAUGGGUCUACAGAUGACAAUUUGUUUCCCUUCCAUUUGGGACCAUGUUAGCCUCAGGGUUGGGCAGUAAACUUGAUUACUUUUAAAUUCAGAAAUUAUGUUUGUGGGAAAAACAUACAUUGAGAUACCGUUCUGUUUUUUCAAUGACAUUCAAUGAAUCAUUGAAAAAAGGUGCAAGUCUUCAGUUUGUUCCACUUGAGGGAGUCUGACCAGAAGUCAGAGACUACUAUGAUGACACACCAAAUGUGUUUGAUGGAUCCUUUUUGUCUUCUUCGAAUGCCUCUUUAGAGGAAAGUAAUCCAAAAGUAACUGAAAGUAAUCAUAUUGUUACUGAUUACAAUGUUGGACAGUUAACUGUAACACAUUCCAUUUAGAAAGUAGUCUACCAAACCCUGUUAGGCCUAGUGAUCAACAAAAUGUUAAUAGAAGUAGCCUAUUGUCUUCUUUUAUAAAGACGUGCGCUGUCUCUUUAAAGGUGCUACACAUAGGAUUUUUCUGAAUUGUUGCAUUGUAAUUACAGAAAAUGUUCAUAAUAGAGUGGAAUGAUAGUGUUUCACAGUAAUACUUAUCCGCCAGUGUUGUGAUUGGCUGUGAUAUUCGCCUAGUGAUUUCUCCCGCCAGAGCUGCAUCUGUUGUCAAAAUGGGAAAGCUGUUUUGACUUUGUGGCUAGUGGAAAAGGGGUCAAUCGGACAAUGUAGAAGUCGCUCCGUCAUUUACUGGUUGUUAAAAUUCUACACUGUUCGCUCAAUUUCAGUGUGAGAAAACAAGCACUUAACAGUGUAGGGCAGUGGUCACCAACCUUUUCUGAGUCGAUCACCUUGAGUAAAAAAUGCAAGCCGAGAUCUACCGCUCUUUUUUUAAAUUACGCCUAUGCAACAUUAACCAAUUAAAAACGGUUAUGUAGCAAUGAGGUUUGUGCAGUAGGCUAUAGGCCCAAUACAUUAUGACUGCAUAUGGACUAUGCUUGAAUUGCCGUGCCAAUGUUGUUCUUCUCAUUUUGGAAUUAUAGGUAUAUGAUCACACUGGUAAUAGACCAUUUGUCGUAUUACUUGAGAGGCUGAGUGAGCAUACUUUCUUUUACUGGACUGAUUGCCUGGAUCUAUUGGUCAGUCUGAGGAGGGAGCGAGCAGCGGUGAGGUUGACCCUCACCCGACUCACCAUCCCUUCACUCUCCCUCCCUCUGCUGUGAAAAUGGGACACAGUCUUCUAUCAGAUGGCGAAACUCAAGUUGCACUGCAUUAUUUCUGCUUCAUGCAAUAUUUCAUGUUGCCAGAGAAAAUGAAAUAUUCCUUGAUAUUAAAAAAGACAAGCCACUACUAAUAACAACGCAAGCUUUGCUGUACUCAUUUAUUGCAGCAGCAGUGCUGGUUGUAACGUGAGUGGAAGUAGGGAGAAAGUGCAUUUUAUGGCUUAUAAAAGGUGUUGAACAGUGUGUUGACAGUGCUGAAUAGCAACUUAAACAUGAACUUACUCAUAAAAACAGAAACUCUUUGAUGUAUUUGUUGAGUCUCUCUAGUCCAUUGUUUUAAAUGUUUUUUUGAAAUCUCACAGUAUCAACUUUGCUUCUUUUUACAGUCUAUUGCUCUGGGAAACAGCCCAGUGAUCUGAGCUAUCUGAUUGGACAUCGGUAGGCCUAUAGGUGCACUUGAAUUGCUUUCUGGGCCUGCCGGGUAGGUCGGCGUUCUACUUUCAGACACAUGAAGUGGUUCAAAAUGGGAUUAAUUUGCCUUCCCAUCGCUAGGGCUGCCGAAUCAGGUAAACUUACCGUCAACAGCGAGAAACCAAUAAAGAAAAUACAAAUAGGAACGCAAGGCUUUAUCAUUGUUUUUUUUACAGAAAUGCUUGGAGAUAAACCAGUCGCUCGCAAUCGACCGGUUGGUGACCACUGGUGUAGGGAAUCAUUGUACCAUCUAAAUCGGUGUGAAAUAUCUUUUCAAAAACAAAAAAAUAUUUUUUUUGAAGCUGGUGGACGAAAACCAAAAGGUAAAGUGUGAGCCUCCACCUUGUUAUGGGGAAAUGGGAUGCUGGGGAGGGGGAGAUUUGUUUUGAAUGCGGCCGAGUGCUGUUACAAUUCACCUAGCUUCCAACUUGGGAGAAAUUUGAGGUGUAGCACCUUUUUAAGAGAAAAUACACCACUCAGGACUCAUGUAGCCAGGCCGUUUGAGAGAAGAAACCACUGGUCACUCAUGUAGUCAUUUAGCAGUGAAUUAUUAACCCAAUUUUUGGUGACAAUCAGCUUUUAAAUGAGCAUGUUUUGCUUUAUGGUAGCUACCACAAAUAAAGUUCUAGGGUAGUGAACUGACGUUAGCAAAGUUGUCUUUAUGAACACUAGCUAUUGGUAUGUUGUUUUGUAAAGUGCUGCAGUCUGUAUGGACAUUGUUUUGCCGAACAGUAAAUGAACACUAAACAUUUCUACAUUCCAUGUGGCACUAUUCAAGUGUGCUAAAUUUAUAUGCAGCAUGAGUGGGUAGCUAGCAAGCAUCCCAGAGGUUCCUUGAGGAUAUGCUAACUAGCAAUGGGCGGUGCCGGCUUGCAGGAGUUUCACACGAGACGCAAGUGCGCUGAGGCUUUAAAGGGGAAACCGGCUGCGCCGAUAGAAUAGGAAAGGCUAAUAUCGGCACAAAAUAUUGUCCCGACCGACUAUUGGUCGUUCUUUACCGACAACCAUAGCAUUUUUGCAGGGUUUUAUUUUACACAUUGCGCACACACACACGCACACCUAAAGCCAUUUUUAACCCACAAAACAUGACUAUCGUCCCAGGGAAUGCAUAAGUCCGGCCUAAAAGAGGUUUGAAUGUAGGGCUUUGCGGAGGUUUGCAUGUUUCUACGUACUGUAUAAGAGGAGCAUUUUGAAGUUGUGUGCCUCCUGCAUGCCCUCUGCUUUAAGAACAACCAAGAUAAGGACCCUGUCAUAGAUGCACAUUCUUAUUAACUUAUAGGCUGCAUACAACAUAUCAUCUUCAACACCAGUACCUAAGCAUUACGGAAGUUGGUAGCCAAGGACUUUGAUCAAACCUUCAAAUUUUGUUUCUCAGUCAUUCACUCCCUGUUGCUCACCCACCCCCCCCAACUGGAAUUGUGGAAUAGAGCGGAUUGUCUGUUUGGACAAAUGGCAGAAAAGAAGGUCCACCCCUUUUGUCUGCACUCAAUGAAUAAUUGAAUGGGGGGGGGGGCAUAUACUGAAUAUUAGUGGAGGCUCCGACUGGAACUGCUGACUUGGAUCUAGCUGUAAACUGCAGCGCUGCUGUGAACAGCCAAUCCAGCACAGGAAGCAAGGCAUUGGGCUCGUGUUGUCCAAUAUCCACAAGGAACAAUCAGUCCAAAUGUACGCGACUGGGUUCGCAGUGCGAAUCGUCUCAACUCAACUUGUUUUUGUUUUCUAUAGAAAUGUAUUUUGUUUUAAUAUUAAAACUGGACUUUUUGUUGUUGGAUAAGGGAGGAUUUGAUGUCACUCUGGCCAGAAACCUAGAAAUCAUGGGGGUGCCAUAGAAACACAACCAGCCUAGUUUUGAGGUCUGAUAUACUCUUACAUAUACACACUGCAAUAUUUAUACAGGCAAUACUCUGUGAACUCUAAACUCCUAACUACAAACUCUGGUAGGAGGGGUACCAUAUCGCUUCAGGAAUGGCAGCUGAACCUGAGAAUGACCUUUGCUUGUUGGCUUGGCUGUCAUUGUAAAGCAAAAGAGCUAAUUAAUCUCCCCCCUCAGAUCCUAUUGGAGAGUCACUGUAUUAUUACACCAUGCGAUGACUAGGACGUUGGAUCCAGAAUGGGGUAAUACAGGUGUUAAUAUGGUUUGUAUCGUUCUACGGCCAGCUUGUUCACUAGUUCUCUUAGAGGUCUCACCAGUCAGAUCUCAAGUUUCCUAUGCGAGAUUGACAAGAGAGGUAGGAGUUUCCCCAUGAUACUGGUCAGUUGUUGUAGUUUAGCUUUACCUGUAUAGUACCAGCCAACCAGCAUUUUCACUGUAGCUUUCAUAUUUAUUAAUUAUUUACUACAAAAUGCAUAUACCUAUUUUUCAUUGUGAACUUUGCAGUUUGGUGAUGGGGACCUAUCAUUUACAGGCCUUUUUAGAUUUCAUAGCGUAUUGAGAAUGGGAAAUGGAAGAAGUCAUCACACAGAAUACAAAAAUAAUGACCCCCGACCCUGAAAUCACCACCUUGUAUUCCUCUAACCCUGUCGAAAUUGGAGGUGCAAUUACCCUCCUCCUGCUAUCUAGCAAUUUACGUGUUUACCUUUUUAAAUAAUUAUUCCUCCACUUACUGUCAAUGCUGUGUGUGUGAUAAUCCUGGUCUAGAAUUACGAGAGGAAGUUUUAGUCGAGGUUUGUCUACUGGUUAUUGUGUGGACAAGUAUAAUGAAUGCUCAUUACACAUUUGCAAAGAUUUUUACAUUUGGAGACAAUAUUUUAUAGAAGAACAUUUUCCAGAAAAUACCAAGGACUUCCAAUCUUUUGAAUUGAAAGGUUUUAUUUUGGGACCCAUAAACAAAUGUUCGCUGCCCAAAAUGUUCUGCCCUUUCGAUUCGCCUGUUAGAAGGGCUCCGGCUCAGCUCAGCUCAGCAUCAUAAAGCAUUAGUGUUGCCAUGUGGUCCCUUACACGGCUACUGGCCCAUCUGCGAACAUGUGUUUAGUGCAAACGCACACCGCUUGAUGCUGUUCAGAAGCCCUGGGCUGAUGUGCCAAGGGCUACGUGACGACUUGGCCCCGCGACCAGUCCUCCUCGGUUACCAGCAUGACGACCGCCAGCCGGUCACUCGUUCCAAAUCUGUAUUUCCGACCUUGUCACUUCUGUCCUGCACAGUGCUUCUGAGAAGGGAAGAGUACAGUGGUUCCAGUUUCCCCCCUUUCUCUCCUCCUUCCCUUACCUCAAGAAUGCCUUGAUUCUUAACGCCCGUGAUAAGCAAUGCUAGUUCUGAGAGCCGUUUUACAGGCUGCCAAAGCUUGCCAGCAGACACUGAUAUACAGCUCCCGGGUAACCAAAAGGUCGAAGGUCAAGGCUGGAGCUAAUCGCGUCUUUCCCUUUGAAUUUGGAGGGUUAUAAAUACUGGGGGGGAAAUCGAGACGAUUUGGCAGCGUCCAGCACUAGCCCGAAACAGAGGCAGUCGAUGGGUGUCCAGUCAAAACUGGCCCGCUCCGAUGUGCCAAAAUCCACAUGCUAGUGGUUGUUGUCCAUCAUAGCCAAGGGAUUUAUGUAUAAUGCUCAUAUUAAAGUGUCUGUGCAGACUCUCGAUGCGAAUCACUCACUGGGGAUAUUUUGAUAGUAGGUUAAAUUGAGCUUGAGCUCCUUUUUUAAGAAGGUACGGAUUUCGGAGCUCCGUGUCAGAGUUGAGCCCUGAACACGUGCACAUCUAUGGUCAUAGACGUACGUCGCCAUGGGUCGGGUAUCAUCAUAUCAUUAAUCCUAUGAUGCAAGGCCAGCACCCCUUCCCCCGCCAUACAGUCUCCCCUGCCCCCCCCCCCGGGGGGGUGGGGGGGUCCCAAACCAUAGGUUUAAUGUGCUCUCCAAGGGUCGUCCUGGAGAUGGGCUUCAAAGAAAGAAGUUUUUUAAAGGGCAAGGCUAAACCCCCCCCCCCCUUCUCCCCUACAUGGCCCCUGUGUACAUGAACACUUCACUGUAACGUUACCAUAACUUCCACUGCUGACUGGCAUCGCUAUGCCCAUCUAAGGGUUAGCAAGGGGAGUGGAUGUGCGUUGAGGAGCUCUGAUUCGGGGAAGAGGAUGUGUUAUCAGGACUCCUUACCACAGAACGUCCUCAAGUGUAAACGGGGUAUUAACUAAUGAUGUUUUGGAGUCUUUCCAGGCUCCACACGCAGCUGGAAUUGAAAAUAAGGCAUUGCAGAAUUUCAAAAGGGCAAUGGUUCUGAAGUCUCCAAAUGUCUCUGUUUGGGUAUAGUGAGUAUCACAGAUAUUUUGUCUGCUGUAUGGAGAUUGUCCGAUUAGGUAUGAUAGGAGAAAGACUAGGUUUAGACAGAACCUCCCACCAUUUUGAGAUGAGAACAGAAUGGUUAACUCUCCUCAUUCUGUAACUUCUGGUGUAUAAACAUCUGUUAUUUACAUGUCAUUGUUUUUUCCUCUCUUACAAAGUAGUGGAGAAAGUACUUAACGGAGGGAGGCUAAGAGACCGGAAAUGGCUCUUUGGAAUGAGUUGGCAUUGGUCCUCAAAGGCCUCCUUUGUAAUUGGAGGGUUCAUGGUGUCAAUGGACUUCAGAAACGGUAAUCUGCACUUAACCAGCACUUAACUUAAGACCCUACAUAAGUAAGCCCCCUUUUGUCAAAAGUCACUUUUGCGUGUGUCCCUGACAAUUUUAUUCCACUCUUUGUGAUUAUUUUUCUUUGCUGAAUGUAUGGUCAUCAAAGGGUGUAUGUGUGUGUGUGUGUGUGUGUGUGUGUGUGCGCGCGUGUGUUUUUUUGCACCGGCCAAAUUGAAAUUUAUUGAAUGCAACAACUCGUCCGAUAGCGUGAGGAGUUGUGGACUGUGAUUGUAGAAAUUAUUAUGGAGUCCUUCAUUUUUUAAAAACAAUUGUGAUUAUUUCAUGAGGCAUGGCACUCGAUCACAUCCGUGUCUUUGCCUUCUAACAUUGUGCCAAAAUCAUUCCACAGUGUUUCCAUUUUACAGUCCGUGAGACAGCGCCAGUGUUUUCCAAGAUGGAUACCGUGUCUCUUCUACUAUUUGUGCUGAAAUAAGGGGAAAUAUUCAAUUUGGGGGUUUUUCUUUUGUUUACCGCCCAUGUAUUUUUGUGUCAGUUUUGUAAAACAAAAUGUCUUAUUUUGGAAGCUGUAUCAGAUAUUUUAUUUAAGAAAAUCUUGUAAUUUUUUAAAGUGGGCCUUAUUGAAAUAUAUUUAGUAUUUGUCCUCUUUGAUUGUAAGGAUUUCAUUUUUGCUAGAUACUGUAUGCAUCUUUCUCAUUAAUGCAUUCCUGGAGAGUACUUUCCCCUUUUUGUUUUAGUGCGAGAGAUGUCUCAUGACCUUGAGCUAUGAGAUGGCAAGAGGAGAGAGACAUGUCAGAAGCCAGCCUUGUGUCAUAGUCAUUGAAGAAUGAGAGUAAUGUACAUUUUAUCAGGAGUGGGUCUGCUAGGAGUCAACAGUCUUAAGUCAUUUGCCAUGUGGCGUCCUGUUUUAUUAGCGGUUCAGGAAUCAGUCAGUCGGUCCAGGUUUUUUGCUACUCUGCCCCCCCCCCCAUAAAUUCAGGGUUUGUUCAUCUUGUGUGCUGUUUGCAAAUGCUGCCAAAGAAAAAUAUGUUUAGGCCUCAAGACACACACACACAUACUUAUGAAGAACUGGAGAUUCUCCAACACACACCCACUCCCACACACACAGGGGAAUUUGGCCUGUACAAUCAACUAGGGGGGGUUGGAAGUCAUGUUUUUAUAUUGCAGUGUGUUUAUAGAUGGAUAAUAGAAAUGCUUCUGAAAUGGGGGGGGGACUGAACGUUGUAUCGAAGAGAGAAAUGUAUGUUAUGAAAUCAGAUCAAAAAGGUUAUUCUGGGCGUCGCUGCGCCAAGCUUUUCUGUGUCGGUAAUACACAGCAAAAUGGUGCGGGAUGCUUUUUUGUCCUCGAGUAAUACAUUUGUGCAUGUUUAACCUUCCCGCACUCCUGCAUGUAGGUCUCUCAAAGCUGGCAACUGUACAGCGAACUAUGUAUUCCAAUCAAAUAAAAAAAGCAACUUGUUUGUAACCUUG